UGUAAUCUUUCAUAAAGUUUUUUGGAUACAUUCUCCCACUGAGAUUUUGCCCUUUAAUGACUGUUACGUGACCAUAAGACUAAAUGUUACAAGGAAUAAUUGAAGGUGAAAUUAUAUGACAUAUUUUGUAAUAUCGAAAAUAGACUAUUUAGCAAUGUAAGUAAACAGAUAUUCACAGGUAAGGGUUGAAUGCCAGGAGCUCACAUUAUCCAUAUUUUAAUUGAGGACUACUUUUGAGUACAGAUGUAAAUAAUCCCAAUUAUAAUUGUGAUGAUAUCACGAAGUCAUAAUUAUUAAUGACUUAAAAAACAAGAAGACGUUCAUGAUACACUCUUGAAAAGGAAACAUGGAUCAAGUGCUGCUACCAUUUUAGAUUUAGAUUUCCAAUAUCAAAUGCUGGAACAGCAACUCAUUUUGAAUCAAAAACAACAGCAGGAACACCAACAGCUCCCUGGGUUCAGAACAAAAAUGAAAUGGGAACGACAACAACAUUCUUCAUGACAAAUCCUCUAACUAUCUCUUCUUUUUCUACUUUCACCAAUUUUACAACCACUGCAAUGACAACUAGAUUCUUCCUGAAUCUUCCAAUAUUUGCAUUGUUUCUUUUUUCAUCUUGUGAUCAUCUUCAUUGCCAUUUACCAUUUGACAUCAUCAUCAUACAAAAAAAACCUGAUACAUAUACAGAAGGUGAAAACAAACGAACCAAAUUGUUGAUCAGGCAAUGGCCAGGUUCAAUUUGGGGAAGACAGUCGUAUUAGCAUCAAUUGCAGCCUGUAAUGGUAUCAGACAGGAAAAAUAUUAUCAACAGAUUUCUGCAUGAGAUGUUGGACCCAUCACAACAGUAUAUGGUUCCCACAUGCUUGCGUCUUGUCGAGCUGCAGCAGGAGUAACUGCUUACCGCGGUACAAUGCCGACACCUUGAGGCCAAAUGAAACCACACUUCUCACGCUCAGAGACAGGGAUUUCACAUUCAUGUAACCAAAAGUUAAACUUCUGCAUCCGCUUUAAAUAGAACUCAAUAUGAGUAAAACGCAACUUACUUUUGUUUAAUGACGUAAGUGCUGUGUGUAUUGCCCUUUGACAGAACAUAUAGUGACCGAUUACCGAACAUGAGCUGUGGUCGAUGUACAGAAAUGAGCAAACAAGCAAAGAAAAUUGCCGCUCAUUUGACAAGGAAGUGAAUAAUGGGAGAAAGUAGAUGAAAUCAUUAUUGUGAUCUGCGUGUCUUCGAAAAUAAUGAAGUAAAUAUCGUACUUAAAUGAAAGGUGAAAUGUUAAUUUCGUUGACUCCUUAGUCCAUGCGUUAAUGCCUGACAAAUAUGACGGCGGCGCUGUUUUCUUUAUGAACGCCAGACCGUGACGUCACGUCGAUGGGCAGGAAAUAGAAUCGGAGUCUGGUCAGAGACUGACAGUUCCGUGGUGCUGAAAUGCAGACGGCACGUUCGUUUGGCGAAGCGUCUGUGACUUCUUGAGGAUUUUAUGUUUUGUACUGUACGAUCACUAUCAGGAGGAUUUUUGUGUCGACAACAAAAUAAUAGCGGUCGUGGCGUCACCGAGCUGUGAGAAGGAAACAAUAGGAUUCUGUGCAGCGAUGCAGCGACACAAAAGGUACGUGACCCUGGUGCUGGUGUUCCUCGCGAUUCAUCAGGCAACUACCACGGUGAUCCACUAUUCUAUACCAGAGGAGCUAAAAGAAGGAUCGAUCGUUGCAAAUCUGGCGACGGAUCUCAGUUUGGAUGUUUCAUCACUGAUCAGGAGAAAGAUGCGUCUCGACAUCAUCGCCAACAAGAAAUAUCUGGAUGUGAACAAAGAGACUGGAGAGCUGUUCAUUGUGGAGAAGAUUGACCGCGAACAUAUUUGUCCAGCGAAGUCGUCAGCCUCCUGUUAUCUCAGAUUGGAGGUGACUUUAGAAAAUCCGUUGCGCAUCUUCAACAUAGAAAUAGAGAUUUUAGACAUAAACGACAACGCCCCACUCUUCAGGAGAGACGCCAUUCAUUUAGAUAUUUCUGAGGCAACAGCGACGGGGGAGAAAUUUUCUCUCAGUAACGCAGUGGAUCCAGAUGCGGGAAGUAACUCGGUCAAAACGUAUUAUCUAAGCGAAAGUGAUAGUUUUUCGAUUCAAGUCCAGACUGGUAGAGAUAGUACAAAGAUAGCUGAGUUGAUUCUGAAAAAACAUUUAGACAGAGAGCAGCAGUCUCGUCAUAAUUUAAUCUUGACAGCUGUAGAUGGUGGAACUCCGGCUAGAUCUGGAACUGCAAGUAUUAUUGUUCAUGUUUCAGACACAAAUGAUAACGCUCCAACAUUUGAUAAAUCUGUGUAUAAUAUCAACAUGAUGGAGAAUUCUCCUCUGGGAAGUCUGGUCAUUCAUCUUAAAGCCACGGAUCUAGAUGAAGGGUCAAAUUCAGACUUAACAUAUUCCUACAGUUUAUACACACCUGAGAAAACACAGAAAACUUUUAACCUCAAUCCUUCUACUGGUGAGAUCACUGUGAAGGAGAUGUUGAACUAUGAGGACUUCAGGAUUUAUGACAUGGAAGUCAUAGCAACAGACAAAGGAGUCAACAGUUUGUCAGGACAGUGCACAAUAAAGAUCAUGAUUGAAGACAUGAACGACAACCAUCCAGAAAUAUCUAUCAAGUCAUUUCACAGUCCAGUCAGUGAAGAUGUGGAAGUAGACACAGUGAUCGCAGUGGUGAGUGUGAGCGAUAAGGACUCUGGUGACAAUGGAGUGGUUGAUCUUCAUAUUCCAGUGAACAUGCCUUUCAAACUGAGAGAGUCCUCUGAUAACUACUAUGAGUUGGUAGUUUCAGAGCCAUUAGACCGUGAGAAGGUUCCAGAAUAUGAGAUCACCUUCAGUGUGACUGACAGAGGUUCUCCUCCUUUAUCUGACAAUGAAACUAUGACCCUACAACUGCUGGACGUGAACGACAACGUCCCUCAGUUCCCUCAGUCCUUCUAUACGAUACGUGUGAAUGAGAAUAACGCACCUGGAGCUCUGCUGGGUUCACUGUCUGCGUUUGACCCUGACCUCCAUGAGAACCAGUAUCUAGUUUACGUCAUCCUGGAGAGGGAGACAGCCAACACCUCCAUGUCCAUGCUGUUCUCCAUCAACCCAGAGAACGGGAAUCUUUUUGCUCUGAAAACUUUUGACUAUGAGAUAGAGAAGGAGUUUCUUUUCCACGUUGAGGCCAGAGACUCUGGUUCUCCUCCUCUCAGUAGCAACGUGACGGUCCACAUCAUCGUCGUGGACCAGAACGACAAUGCUCCAGUGAUCGUCUCUCCCUGGCGUGCUCACGGUUCAGUGGUGGAGGAGAAGAUCCCCAGAUCUACUGAUAAAGGCUCUCUGGUUGCCAAGGUGAUCGCCUUAGACACAGACUCUGUGCACAACUCUCGGAUCACCUACCAGUUCCUCCAGGUGACAGACGCCACCUUGUUCAGUCUGGACCAGUACAAUGGAGAGAUCCGGACUAUGAGGAUGUUCAGUUACCGAGAUCCACGUCACCAGAGGUUGGUUGUUGUUGCCAAGGACAAUGGGGAGCCUGCUCUCUCUGCUACAGUCACCAUCAAUCUGUCCACAGUGGAGACUGCUGUGAAGUCCUACUCUGACAUGACAGAGGUUCCUCUGGAAUAUGACAUCUUUUCAGACCUCAACUUGUAUUUGGUGAUUGGACUGGGCUCAGUGUCCUUCCUGCUGCUCAUCACCAUACUGGUGACCAUCGUGAUCAAGUGUCAGACACCCAAGAGCAGUAAAGCAGCUCCUCCCAGCAGGAACAGUGUGAUCAGUGAGAGGAACUCCACCAUCGCAGAUUCCACUCUGGUGUCCAACGAUGCCUACUGGUACAGUCUGUUCCUAGCAGAGACCAGGAAAGGCAAGCUGGUGGUCCGACAGCCUGUGCCAAAGGGCUCCAGAUACAUUGUGUCCAGUUUACCGAGGAGCACUGGAGUGACCGACACCAGUGACUCAGCUGCCUCCACACUGCAGUACCCUAAAUGAAGGAAGUCCACUCUGCAGCAGGAGGCAUCUACAUCCAGCAGCAGCAGACCCCCAUAGACCUCCAUCCCAGCGGUGACUUCAUUCGAGACGAAAGGGGAGAAAGGAUUGUUUUUAAAUGCCUCAGACAUGCGC
This is a messenger RNA of Synchiropus splendidus (mandarinfish), 4125 nucleotides long. Its product is annotated as protocadherin alpha-C2-like. Gene Ontology annotation, biological process: homophilic cell-cell adhesion. Gene Ontology annotation, cellular component: plasma membrane. The record is from RefSeq and is a predicted model, not a curated record. The coding region runs from base 1591 to 3993 and encodes 800 amino acids. Gene Ontology annotation, molecular function: calcium ion binding. The transcript has 3 exons. NCBI's taxonomy places the organism in Eukaryota, Metazoa, Chordata, Actinopteri, Syngnathiformes, Callionymidae.